Corticium candelabrum is the source of this 4239-nucleotide messenger RNA. RefSeq lists its product as uncharacterized. Gene Ontology annotation, biological process: response to oxidative stress. The record is from RefSeq and is a predicted model, not a curated record. Bases 26 to 3994 code for a protein of 1322 amino acids. The transcript has 25 exons. Gene Ontology annotation, molecular function: heme binding; peroxidase activity. Lineage: Eukaryota; Metazoa; Porifera; Homoscleromorpha; Homosclerophorida; Plakinidae.
GUCGAGUAGUGACAAAGGCCCAUUCAUGACUGCGUUCUGCGCUCUGUUUUACUUGAUUGCUUGCAGUGUAAGACUAGGCAGAGGAAAGCUGCUGCAAGCUAUUCCUAUUCUCAGCAACGACUUCUUUGAAUUAUCGACAUCAGGCGACGCCGUGCAGCUUCGACACGACGACCAGCAACAAUUGUGGAAGUCAGCCGUCAACGUUGCAGAGCUUCGCUUGCUGCGUAAUGACUAUAUUGCGUACUGGGAGCCUCAAACAUGUGUAGAGAAACGAAAGUCUGAAGGGAAAAGCGGUGUUAACGAGAGUGGCGUGCAGGUAACGUUUGUGGAUGUGGCAGAGCGAGUUGGAUUUACGCAUUCGUACAGGCUUCAUGCGCCCGCCAGGCCGCAUUGUUUAUUUGAUUUCAAUAUUCCCAUUUUGAAUUCGUCGGAUUUCGUGCGUCUAAAGGGAGAGUUCUGCUUGCCAGAGCAACUUUCUGGCGCAGCGGCUGUUGGUGAUUAUGAUGCAGACGGGCUACCGGAUGUAUUUUUUACGGUAUUUAACGGCAGAAGCAAACUGUACAGAAACAACGGAAGUGGCACUUUCUUAGAUGUUACUGAUGAAGCUAGGGUUGGACCUAUGCGUUUUGGAAGUGGAGCAGCGUGGGCCGAUUUUGAUGCAGAUGGAGAUUUGGACUUGUAUGUGACAUCAGUUGGAGACACACGCCAUUUUCUUUAUAUUAAUCAAGGAGGACGAUUUACUGAAGAAGCCAUAGAAAGGAAUUGUACAGGGUCACAGCCCGAUGGUCGAAGGUUGUCUGGGAUGACACCCAAUGUUGGUGACUUUAACAGAGAUGGUUAUCCUGAUCUUUACAUCACAGAAUGGAUAUUGCAUCCUGAAGAAAAGCAUUCUUCAUCAAGACUUUUCAAGAACGUGGGGAUACAAAAACCAGGUUAUUUUGAGGAUGUGACAUAUCAAGCUAACGUUGAUGUUGACAAGUUCACAACUUACAGCAAAGAAGCGCCGGGAACAUUUACGUUUUGCUCAUCAAUGACUGACUUUGAUGAGGAUGGUUGGCCAGAAUUGUUGGUCACUACUGAUUAUGGAAAUUCAAAGAUGUUUUGGAACAACAGAAACGGAACUUUUCAUGAAUGCACUGAAGCGUGUGGACUCACAGCAAGAGUGGAUGCAAUGGGUCACGCAAUAGGAGACUGGAAUGGUGACACUCAUCUUGACUGGUUUUCUACAGGAAUUCAUGAUCCCAAAAAUCGCUGUAGCGAACUUGGCUGCUCAUUUAGCACUGAUGGGAAUUCACUGUACAGAAAUGCUAAUGCAGGCGGUCACGGUCGAUGGUUUGUUGAUGUUGCUAACGAAAUUGGUGUGGAAAAAGGCUGGUGGGGCUGGGGAACAACUAUGUUUGAUUUCAACAAUGACAAAUAUAUUGAUUUUAUUAUGACAAAUGGCUUUGACUCAACAACAACAACUACAGAUGAUAUGUAUGCAACUGAUCUCAUGUUACUGUGGAUGAAUAGAGGACUUGAGGCAAACUUAACAACAGAAGACGUGGCAAGAAAUGUUGGUCUCAACAACAGCAAAGAAGGUCGUGGUUUAGCAAAGUUUGAUUUUGAUGGUGACGGAGAUGAAGAUGUUGUUGUCAGUCAUUUGAUUGGUAAGCCAUCACUGUUUGAGAAUGUUGGUGGAAAUUGGAAUUUCUGGCUUCGUGUCCGUGUUGUGCAUCAGUGUCCUGGUCGGGUGUUUCAACUGUGUGACAGCCUGCAUGCACGUGUCGAAGUGACAUCAGCAGAUGGAUGGAAACAGACACAAGAGAUUGGCUCUGGGGCUCACUUUAUGGCACAGAACGAGAUUGAAGCACACUUUGGAUUAGGCAACAACUCGGAUGGUGUCAGACUGUAUGUGUACUGGCCUUCGUAUAAUACACAUGUCACCUACACAAAUGUUCUUCCAAACAAUCAACUGAAAGUUGUUCUACCUAGAGUAGGCCACAAUCAUGUAAACUCGACAAUAAAUUACAGACAACUGAUUCAUUGUCCACAACUCCAGAUUGCAUCUGUGGAAAUAAAAAGUGGCUUGGGUGCUUUUGUGUGGAUUAAUCCAUCUCGUCAGACUAUAGGUGUUAGGCUGGAUGACUCUUCAUUUGUGCAAGUUGUAUUGUUGGAAUACACCGUGACUGUCGAUCCACCAUAUCUGGCAGAUGGUCUCAAUGCAACUGCUGUAGUUUAUAUAGAGAUAGAAGAGACAGAUGUUGUCACAGAACAGGAUGGCCAUUGCAACCAUCAAGAAAAAGCUACAUCUGCAAGUAUUUGUUGCAGACGACUUGAUGGCAUUUCAAAUAAUCAGAAUAGAACAAUGCAAGGAUCUGCUACAAGGCAGCUGGCUCGAGACAUGCCAUCACACUAUGGAGAUGGCAUUGCCACUCCUGCUAGUCAAUGCACAGCAGAAACGAGAAGUUCAAGACAAUGUUAUUUUUCAGGAGAAUUUGCUGGUGAAGGCAGCACAAGACCAUCUGCACGAAAAAUCAGCAACAAACUCUUUCAUCAGAUUAAAGACAUGCCGUCAGAACGCCAUUUAAGCGACAUGUUAACUCAAUGGGGACAGUUUCUUGUUCACGACACAGACUUUUCCAGCCCUCUACCAAGAUUUGAGUUUCAGACGGUUAGAAGUGACGUUUGGGCUCCAAUCUCAAUACCAAAGUUCGACGUUCACUUUGAUCCUUAUGGGACUGGGAAUGAACACAUGCCAUUCAUACGAUCCACUUACGAUCGAGGCUGUUCUGGCAGAGCAGUGGGAUUGCCACGUGAACAGAUUAAUAAAAUUACGUCAUACAUUGAUGCCUCUAUGGUUUAUGGUUUGUCUGAGGAAAUAGUGAAGAAACUUCGGACCCUAACAUAUGGUAAAAUGAAGCUACAGAACAAUGGAAUCAUACCAUUCAACACAUUUGGUUUGGCUAAUGACAAUCCACUAGGCAGGCCAGCCACGACUCUGUUAGCAGCUGGUGACACUCGAAGUAAUGUGCAGCCUGGACUCAUAGCUCUACACUCACUUUUCGUUCGAGAGCACAACAGACAGUGUGAUAUCUACCUGAACAAGUUUCCCAACGCAACUGAUGAUGAAACAUUUGCAGCUGCUCGGCAAAUUGUCAUUGCUGAAAUUCAAGCUAUUACGUUUCGUGAAUUUCUACCAGCUCUGUUUGGUCGUGACAUGCCACCGUAUAGAGGAUACGAUCCGGAAGUUAACGCUGAUGCUGGAAACAGCUUUGCUACUGCCGCAUUCAGAUAUGGACACAGUCAGGUGAAUACUCAUUUACUGCGAUUUGAUAAAGACUGGGAUGUAAUUUCGGAAGGACAUUUGCCACUCAGAGACUCAUACUUUGCUCCUGAGAGAGUUAUACAUGAAGGUGGCAUUGAGCCUUUGCUACGAGGAUUUGUCUAUCAGCCAGCACAAGAGAUAGACACUAAGAUGGUAGACGACCUACGUAAUGUAUUGUUUCCUGUCGGUCGCCGAGACGGUUUGGAUCUCGCUGCAUUGAACAUUCAAAGAGGUCGCGACCACGGCCUCCCAAGCUACAACCAAGCUCGUCGGUACCUAAAACUCCCUGCACUAAAGAAUUUCUCAGACAUUUCAUCGGAUGAACAAACGGUGUCCAUCCUGGAGCAACUCUACCCAACUGUCGAUGAUAUUGAUUUGUGGGUUGGGGGGUUAUCUGAAGACAAACCAAACGGCAGCUCGUUGGGACAAACAUUUGAAGUGAUUCUUCUUCACAAUUUUUUAAAAUUUCGUGACGGUGACAGAUUUUGGUACGAAAGACUGCUGAGUGACAAGGAGAUCGAGUUUGUGGAGAAGAACUUGACUUUGUCACAAAUCAUUUGUUUGAAUACAGAUUUUGAUGACGUGCCGGAGAAUGUGAUGUUCUCAAUGCAACGGUGUGCAUUCGUUAGGCAACAUCAGUGCAUCUCGAAACCUGCACCCUCAGUGGCAUGUCCACAACAGACUUAAUUAAGGCUAGCACUAUAGAGUAGCAGCUGGUUGACACUGUGUAAUGUGUGUGCAUGUAUGUUUAGUUCAACUUCAACCAUCGUCCUUGUAACACGAGGCAGCUCUUUUAACAUGCACGCUGUUCUCGAGUUGUUGGCUCUGACCAUUAAUAGAUGUGAAUAGUACACAAGUACAGCGUUUGUCUACGUUAUUUGAACAUCUGCAGUGUUUGCUAGACAGACAAUAGACAUCGAGUAUGUGUGAGA